UCUCGUGGGUGAGCGAGCGAGCGAGCGGACGAGCGUUUCGUGCUUUGCGGGGGCUCCGAGGUCGAACAGCUGAGUUCCGAACGGCGAGCGAGUCGUUGCGGCUGUCGAGAUGGACGACGAUGGAGGCGCUCUGGCGCGGGAGGAGACGGCGGCCAUCGGGGAGGAGGGAGGGCCGGAACAAUGCGAGGGCGUCAGCGCGUGCGAGAAGUCUCGAGCCGCGGGCGAAUGCGGCGACGAGGAUCCCUCCGAGCGAGCCCCCGAAGCCUUGGCUCUCGCCGAGCCCGCUAAGGCUGACGAGGCCGACGCGGGCCGAGAAAAUGCGGAGGCGCCGACGGGCGCAAACGCGGAUGGCGUCCCCGAGCCGGUGGGCGAGGAUGCUCGGGUCGAUGCGAGUGCUGACGAACCGCGCGCCGCCGUUGGGAACGGUUCUGGCGAUGUGGAGCCUUCGAAUCAGGUUGAAAAUGCCGAAGACAACCGGAUUGAGAAAGAAUCCAAGGGUAGUGCGACGGAGAAUGAUAAGCAGAUUGUUCUGAAGGAAGAGAUUGAUCCAUUGAAAAGCUCGGAGCCACGGUUUUCCUGGGAAACACAAUAUGAUUAUGGCGAUGAAUCAGGGACAGAGGAGGAGCAAUAUUCUUUCAGGAAGGAGGUCGAAACUUUUUACAAGGGGAGGAAUUUGGAGUUCAAAGCUCCGAAGUUCUACAAAGAAGAACUGAACUUGCUCAAACUAUACAGAGCUGUGGUUAAACUUGGCGGCUAUGAGCAGGUUACAUCAUGCAAACUGUGGAGGCAAGUGGGAGCACCAUUUAGACCUCCAAAGACUUGUACUACUGUUUCUUGGACAUUCCGGAACUUCUAUGAGAAGGCACUACUUGAGUAUGAAAAGUACAGAAUGCAGUGUGGUGAACUUCCUUAUUUUGAAUAUGAUAAUUCAAUUCCCAAGUCUGAAAAUCAGGUUGGUGGUAGUCACAUUAGCCAAGCAUCAACCUCAGGUAGGGCCCUAAGGGAUGCUGCUGCUCGUGCUAUGCAGGGUUGGCACUCUCAGAGUUCUGGUAAUGCCGAGGAUGGGAAAUAUAGCUUUUCGCAGAAAAGUGACAAGCAGAUAAAGAGUGGUUUGUUAAAGCGCAAAAAAACACCUGCACCUGGGAACACCGUCCCUCCGGCUCGCACUAAAGCAUCGAAGCCACAAUUAAACUCAAUAGUAAUUGAUGUUGGGCCACCUGCUGACUGGGUAAAGAUUAACGUGUAUAAAAUUAAUGAAUGCUUUGAGGUUUAUGCUUUAGUUCCUGGGCUUCUCCGUGAGGAGGUACAUGUGCAGUCUGAUCCUGCAGGACGUCUGAUUAUAUCUGGUCAACCACAGCAACUGGAUAAUCCCUGGGGUGUCACGCCCUUUAAAAAGGUUGUCAGCUUACCAUCGAGAAUUGAUCCACACCAGACAUCUGCUGUGGUCACCCUGAAUGGCCAAUUAUUUGUGCGUGUUCCAUGUGAGCAGAAGGAUCUGUAAUGCUAGGGCAAUUCCAUAUUUCGCGAGGCAUCUGCAUGUCAUGCUCUGUUCAUAUCUAUGAGGUGAAAGAUUUGCUUCUGACCUUGCUGUGGCCCUGCUUCGCCGAAUUUCUCAACUCAAAAGUCUCGCAAAUAAGUUUUUUUGCGCACUAAAUGCCUAAAUGAAGCUUUGACCUACACCAGUGGAUAGCUUAAUCUUUUUGGAAUAAUUUUUUUAUAUUUAUUUGACUAAUAAUUGUCUUUAUUCUUAGUGUAUUAUGAUCAUGGUAUUAUGUAGUUUUGUUGUCGAGAUUCAAGAGGAGCUAUGAUUAAACAUGUCUGUCGCAUACUGGGAAAAGGGAACACUUAUUCAGUAUUC
Rhodamnia argentea is the source of this 1858-nucleotide messenger RNA. Its product is annotated as AT-rich interactive domain-containing protein 3-like. The coding region runs from base 110 to 1501 and encodes 463 amino acids. The transcript is spliced from 12 exons. Gene Ontology annotation, cellular component: nucleus. Gene Ontology annotation, biological process: regulation of transcription by RNA polymerase II. The record is from RefSeq and is a predicted model, not a curated record. Gene Ontology annotation, molecular function: DNA binding. NCBI's taxonomy places the organism in Eukaryota, Viridiplantae, Streptophyta, Magnoliopsida, Myrtales, Myrtaceae.